UUAUUAUUUUUGUUGAAAUUUGAAACUUUCAUUAUUCAAUAUUUGUUUAAAUAAAUUAUACUUUUUUUUUGUUUUUUUUUCGAACUGUUAUUUAAGUUGUUGAAUUUGAUGUAUUAAAAUAAUAAAUAAUCUUAGUUUUAAAAUGCCGUGUGAAAUGAUAACGGUCCAAUUAGGCCAAUGUGGAAAUCAAAUUGGAUUUGAAUUUUGGAAAAAACUAUGCGCCGAACAUGGUAUCAAUCCAGAAGGAGUACUGGAGCCGUUUGCUACAGAAGGUGUUGGCGACCGAAAAGAUGUAUUUUUUUAUCAAGCUGAUGACAACCAUUAUGUGCCAAGAGCUGUUUUGUUAGAUUUGGAACCACGUGUCAUACAUUCAAUCAUGUCAUCCAAUUACUCAAAACUAUACAACCCUGAAAAUGUAUAUCUAUCUAAACAUGGUGGUGGUGCUGGAAACAAUUGGGCAUCAGGUUUUAGUCAAGGUGAAAGACUACAAGAAGAAGUGUUUGACAUAUUAGAUCGUGAAGCAGAAGGAGGUGAUAGUCUUCAAGGAUUUGUAUUGUGCCAUUCAAUUGCUGGGGGUACAGGUUCAGGAAUGGGUUCGUUUAUACUUGAACACUUAACUGAUCGUUAUCCAAAAAAAAUAAUCGAAACAUAUAGUGUAUUUCCAAAUCAAGAUGAAAUUAGUGAUGUAGUCGUACAACCUUACAAUUCGUUAUUGACUUUAAAACGACUUGCACAGAGUGCAGAUUGCGUUGUAGUCUUAGAUAAUACAGCAUUAAAUCGAAUUGCAACCGAUCGAUUACACAUAGAAAAUCCGUCAUUUGCUCAAAUAAAUUCAUUAGUAUCUACAAUUAUGUCUGUUUCAACUGCUACUCUAAGAUACCCAUCAUACAUGAACAAUGAUUUAGUUGGUCUCAUUGGACCUUUGAUACCGUCACCACGUUUACACUUUCUUAUGACAGGUUACACACCAUUAACUACUGAUCAUGAGGAUGCUAAUAUUCGUAAAACUACAGUUUUUGAUGUAAUGAGACGGUUAUUGCAGCCAAAAAACAUGAUGGUGUCCACAGCACAAGAAAGAUCUACCAUACCACAUUGCUACUUAUCUAUAUUAAAUAUAAUACAAGGUGAUGUUGAUCCUACACAAGUAUACAAAUCACUCCAAAGAAUUAGAGAAAGAAAAACUGUAAAUUUCAUUAAUUGGGGUCCAUCCAGUAUUCAAGUUGCUCUUUCAAAAAAGUCACCCUAUGUUCCCACUGCGCACCGUGUAUCUGGUCUUAUGUUAGCCAACCAUACAAGCAUAUCUCAACUUUUCCAAAGAGUUCUGGAUCAGUACGAUAAACUGCGACACAGAGAAGCGUUUUUAGAUCAAUUUCGUAAACAAAAUAUGUUCAAAGAUGAUCUAUGUGAGAUGGAUGAUUCUAGAGCUGUAGUUCAAAAUCUUGUAGAUGAGUAUUUGGAAGCCACUAAGGACACAUAUCUUCAAUGGCAACCUAAAAAUGUUGUCAAUAAUUAAGGAAGUCGGAAAGUUCAUUAUUUUCACCUACUAACAUUCAUCACAAUUUUGUUAAAUUAUAUAAUUUACUAUAAUUAUAUCUAUUUAACUAUUUUUACAUUUUGUUAAAAAAUAACUUAUUAUUUAUAGUUACUAACAUCUAACAUACUGAUCUGAAUUCUCUGUUUAUUGAUUAUUUUUUUGUGUUUGUUACUAAAUAAUGUAAAGAUUCAGUAAUUACCACAUUAUUAUAGUAAAAAUUAUUAUAUUUCAUAAAACAAGUUUAAAUUCCCAUUUUUAUAUUUUUUCUCA
Rhopalosiphum maidis (corn leaf aphid) is the source of this 1804-nucleotide messenger RNA. Its product is annotated as tubulin gamma-1 chain-like. Lineage: Eukaryota; Metazoa; Arthropoda; Insecta; Hemiptera; Aphididae. Gene Ontology annotation, cellular component: nucleus; spindle; gamma-tubulin complex. Gene Ontology annotation, molecular function: structural constituent of cytoskeleton; GTP binding. The transcript has 9 exons. The coding region runs from base 143 to 1513 and encodes 456 amino acids. The record is from RefSeq and is a predicted model, not a curated record. Gene Ontology annotation, biological process: mitotic spindle organization; mitotic cell cycle; microtubule nucleation.